Messenger RNA from Trachemys scripta elegans, 3183 nucleotides. It is a transcript of the gene SLC28A3, whose product is annotated as solute carrier family 28 member 3. Gene Ontology annotation, molecular function: pyrimidine- and adenosine-specific:sodium symporter activity; purine-specific nucleoside:sodium symporter activity. The coding region runs from base 92 to 2161 and encodes 689 amino acids. The record is from RefSeq and is a predicted model, not a curated record. NCBI's taxonomy places the organism in Eukaryota, Metazoa, Chordata, Testudines, Emydidae. Gene Ontology annotation, cellular component: membrane. Gene Ontology annotation, biological process: pyrimidine nucleoside transport; purine nucleoside transmembrane transport. The transcript has 18 exons.
UAAUAGAAAACAGAAUACUAGAUAAACUAAGUGCUGCUGCCAGCCUGCCUUUUUCAACAGAGAGGUAGAAAUCCCUGUCCAAGUUACACACAUGGAGCUGAAAGAAAAUAGCAGUGCUCUUUCUGGGGCAGAUGGAUUCUAUAAUUCUUCAUUUCAGAAUGACUCUGAAGAUGAGGUUAUAAAUGAGGAGGGGUUAAGAAGCAGGAAUUCACAAAAUAGGGAUGCUGUGCAUAGUAACCCGGAGGAUACACACAUCAAUAUCGAGAGUGAUCAGCAUAAAAACAAACAAGAUUCAGUAGCUGAGAGAACAUUCUUAAAAGGGUAUCUGGAAAGGAAAUAUGAGGAAGUCUGUGACUUUUGCAAGAAAUACAAAACCAGAAUUCGAUAUGUGAUAUAUGGAAUUUUAAUAGCAGCUUACCUGAUGAUAGUCAUCACAGCAUGUGUCCUGAAUUUUCAAAGAGCCCUGGCGCUUUUUGUACUCACUGUUCUAGCCAUCUUCUUCAUCUGCUGGGAUUUUUUAAUAGCCAGAUAUGAAGACAAAAUUGCUGAGUUCUUUUCCCCUUGUGAAAGGUUUCUGAAACAACAGUGGUUUUGGCUAAAAUGGGUGGUGUGGAUAGCUCUAAUUGCAGCUAUCAUUUGCUGGCUCAUCUUUGACACUGCCAAACAGGGAACCAAUCAGCUCAUCUCCUUUGGUGGGCUUGUGAUGUAUGUUCUCUUGAUGUUGAUCUUUUCCAAAUACCCAACCAAAGUUGCCUGGAGACCAGUAUUUUGGGGAAUUGGAAUGCAGUUUAUUCUUGGACUUGUUACUCUGAGAACUAAAGCAGGAUUUGAUGUAUUUAAUUGGCUGGGUAGACAGAUACAGAUUUUCCUGGAAUACUCUGAUGUUGGUGCUAAAUUUGUGUUUGGUGAAAAAUAUACAGAUCAUUUAUUUGCCUUUAAGGUCCUGCCAAUAGUGGUUUUCUUCAGCACAGUCAUGUCUAUGCUUUACCAUGUUGGAUUCAUGCAAUGGCUCAUUAAAAAGGUUGGUUGGAUAAUGCAGGUUACCUUGGGGACAACUCCUGUUGAGUCCCUAGUAGCAGCUGGCAACAUAUUUGUGGGACAGACAGAAUCUCCUCUUCUAGUGAGGCCCUAUUUACCGUAUGUCACCAAGUCUGAACUCCACUCGAUCAUGACUUCAGGGUUCUCAACCAUCGCUGGCAGUGUCUUAGGAGCAUACAUUUCUUUUGGGGUUUCAGCCUCCCAUUUACUAACUGCUUCUGUGAUGUCAGCACCAGCAUCACUGGCUAUCUCCAAACUAUUCUGGCCUGAGACUAAAAUACCCCAAGUAACUCUGAAGAGUGGUAUAAAAAUGGAGAAAGGAGACUCAAAAAACCUGCUGGAAGCUGCUAGUCAGGGUGCCUCUGCCUCCAUCCCACUGGUGGCGAACAUUGCUGUGAACCUGAUCGCCUUCCUUGCUUUGCUCGCUUUCAUUGAUUCAGCACUGUCUUGGUUGGGGAAUAUGUUUAACUACCCACAGCUGAACUUCGAGAUCAUUUGCGCUUAUGUCUUCAUGCCAUUUUCUUUUAUGAUGGGGGUAGACUGGGAAGAUAGUUUUAUUGUCGGUGGACUCCUAGGUUACAAGACUUUCUUCAAUGAAUUUGUGGCUUAUGAGCGUCUUUCAAUGUUGAUCCACUUGCGGGAGAAAGGUGGGCCCGUGUACGUUGGUGGCGUGAAGCAAUAUAUGACCAUCCAUUCUGAAACCAUUGCCACCUAUGCCCUCUGUGGAUUUGCAAAUUUUGGUUCUCUGGGAAUGGUGAUAGGAGGACUCACAUCUAUGGCUCCUUCCAAAAAAAGGGACAUUGCUGAUAGUGCCUUUAGGGCAAUGAUUGCUGGUACUGUCGCCUGCUUCAUGACAGCUUGCAUUGCAGGAAUAUUAUCUGUACCAGUUGUGGAGGUUCCAUGCCAUAUUUUAUUAGGGGAUGCCUUCAAUGCAACAAAUUUGCCAAGCAACACCACAACACCAAUAGUUGGAUGCUGCCAAGAUCUCUUUAACAGCACCAGUGCAAACAAUUCUCAAGAGAUCUUCUUAGGAGGAAACUACAGCCUAAACUCCUUGAGAGGAUGUUGCCAAAUACUGGAAUCUCCCACUUUUAAUUGCAGUUGGACCACUCCAUUAUUUUGAACUGGGACCAGUCAUAACCAAGAGGCUGGAAUACGGUCACAUCUGUUUGUUGGACAGGUGGAAAGGAAUUAAGAGUGGAGACAUCUUUUUCUGCUUAAGGAAUGUGCAAUAGUUUGAGCCUUAGUUUCCUUUCACACCAGUACACUCCUUUGAUUUGAGUGAAUUACUCCUAAAUUACUCUGGGGUAAAUAAAAAGACAACCAGGCCCAGACAACCGGAUCAGUUCUCCAGUCAUGAAAUCAGCCUGAAGAGAAUGUCAGACCUACCAUCAUGGGCCUAGCUGCUGGAUCUGAUUCCCCUCUCUCUUGCGCCAGUAUAAGUCAGGGUAACUUCACUGAAUUUGAUGGAAUCUGUCUAGUGUAAAACUGCUGUGAGGAGAGAAUCGAGCCCAGUGCCUUGGUAGCUGUUCAGUUUUGAUUCAUAAUUUUCCCGUGUUCAAAAUUGUCAUCUACUGCCAUUGGUAUUUCUUCUUUUUAUAAUAUUGAGUCUAAAGUUUUUUACUAUGCUAAGACAAAUGACCUCGUUUGCUGUCUGAAAUCUCUGUAGCAGGAUUCUUCGUGCUCUUGCAGAAAGAUGGUAACUAUAUAAUUGGAAAGGUCCAGUUGUGACUUAAUUUCCAAAUCAGAUGAGAUUCCAGGUGAAAUUCAUUGUAUUAUCACUACUGGUUCCUUUGUUAUUGCAAUUCUGGGGUCUGAUUCUGGUAUUACACCAGGCUAAAUCAGGAGUAACUCCAUUGAAAUCAAUGGAGUUAAGUUGAUGUAAAUCCUGUGUAAAUGAUACCAGAAUCAGGCCUCUGCUCUGUAGGUCACUGACAUGGGGAGAACAUCUGUGAGUCUUGAACACUGAAAUUAACCAUGAAAAAAGAAUAAUCUGUCAGCAUUACAAAAAACCUUCUUUUGGGAAAACUAGCUAAUUUUAUUUGUCAUCCGGCUGUAUAUAUUUUAUUAAAAUGUGUUGAGAUUAAAUUGACAGAGCAAACUAAAAUAUUUUAUGCCUUUUCAUAAUAAAGCUAUUCUAAAUUU